Messenger RNA from Sabethes cyaneus, 3401 nucleotides. RefSeq names its product protein hairy (gene hry). Bases 447 to 1487 code for a protein of 346 amino acids. The record is from RefSeq and is a predicted model, not a curated record. The transcript is spliced from 3 exons. NCBI's taxonomy places the organism in Eukaryota, Metazoa, Arthropoda, Insecta, Diptera, Culicidae. Gene Ontology annotation, cellular component: nucleus. Gene Ontology annotation, biological process: anterior/posterior pattern specification; regulation of neurogenesis; regulation of transcription by RNA polymerase II. Gene Ontology annotation, molecular function: RNA polymerase II cis-regulatory region sequence-specific DNA binding; protein dimerization activity; DNA-binding transcription factor activity, RNA polymerase II-specific.
GUUAACACGCCAGCUCUCAAAGUGCUCUCUCGGCUUUUGUCGUUCGCAGUUCGCAGUUGGUAGCUGAAAAUAAAAUUUGAAAAAUCAGCGCAAAGUCGGCCGUGAGACGGAAAAGAGCCGCGUACAGACAAAAAGCAGAAGAUCCCUCGUGAAACGCGAAAGUGAUAAAUUGUAUUUACGGAUUCUGUGACAAAGUGUAAAUUGUGCCAACAGAUAAUAUGCCAUUGAGGAAAUCAUCAUCGGUGUGACAGAACAGAAAGUGCCUUGAGAAAAAAAAAACUAUUUAACAGUGAAGCAUCGGAGGUUGUGAUAAAAAAUAAAAACGAUUGGAAUCAGUUUUGAUAAAAAAAAGUGAAAGUUUUAAACCAGAAGAAGCCUAGAGCUGCAGUAUUUACAAGGAUUAAAACAGAACUGUGGAUAAACUGCAGUGCUAGAAACUAAGCAGGAUGGUUGCCGGAACAGGAGCCUCCCAGCAGCAGGUUGGCGCUACGCCGACCACUUCGCAGAUGCCUCCAAGUGAGCAGCCGGUUGUGAAGCGACCGGGCGACAAUCGCAGGAGUAACAAGCCCAUCAUGGAAAAGAAGCGCCGCGCUCGGAUCAACAAUAGUUUGAACGAGCUGAAAAUCAUUAUCCUGGAUGCCAUGAAAAAAGACCCAGCUCGUCACUCCAAACUGGAGAAAGCUGAUAUUCUGGAAAUGACUGUCAAUUAUUUCCGCAAUCUUCAACGGCAGCAAAAUGUCGUAUCGCAGGCUACGGAUCCAAAUGUCAUGAAUAAAUUCAAGUCCGGUUACAACGAGUGCAUCCAAGAGGUCAGCCGCUUUGCCGACAUGGAACCAAUGACACGCCGCCGCCUGCUAGCUCACCUGAGCAAUUGUAUCAACGGAGUAAAAACCCACUUCCCAAAACCACGCCAGCCGUCUGUCCAGGUGCACAUAUUGCCUUCGCCACCAAGUUCUCCAGAGCAAGAUCAUCUGGCCCAACCGCACCCAGCCCAAAUCAAUGCAGUGCAAACUGGAAACGGCGUUUUCUUCACCAACCAAAUUGGAUCCAGCGUUCAGCUCGUCCCAACCAAGCUCCCAAAUGGAAGUUUAGCAUUCGUCCUACCGCAAGCAAUCCCAGCAGCUACAGCGCCGGUUCCGAUGCUAGUUCCCAUACCGAGCCGUACGGCUUCCACCGGUUCAGCAGCAUCCAGCCAUUCGUCAGCAUCCGCGUAUGACCGCGUUCCACGCGAACAUGCCACCUCGCCUUACUCUCCUCUGAGCCCAGCAAACUCUAGCUACGAACCCAUGGAUUGUCAUUCUACCGGAACUCCUGAACAGCAUCAAUACCUCCACUCGCAACAGAUGCGCUUCCAGCAGCAGCAACAGCAACAACAACAGCAACAGCGGGACUACAGUCCCGAAAGUCCCCUUUCAUUGGUCAUGAAAAAAUCCUAUCAGGACCCAAACCUCAACCAGGACGACAGCCAACCGUGGCGGCCGUGGUAAAUUCGGUCACACGUGUCGCGUGCGUUGAGUCACAAAACAAUUAGUACCUUAGUCACCAAGCAUCAAACGGAGCGCGACGACAACGGUAGCCGGAAGUUCAAAUGCGCUCGUGUCCACGAGCACCACCCAAGUGAACAAUGUAGUGCUCUUCCACCGCAAACGUACGGUUCGCGUAAAUCUCAAAGCAAAUGCCUCUACUGAAAUAGUUCAAAUAGCGUGCCCCGCGUGUGUGUUUCUGUGCAUGUAUAUGAUAGCUAGACAACAACAAUGUAGUUGACCGAUCGAGGUAACGAGAGGUUACGAACGCUCUGUGCCGACGCUCAUGUGAGUUCGCUUUCCCACACUCGCCUGUACAUAUAUUUACCGUAGCAAGCGGCGACGGAAUCGUACUAAAAGUGCCACGCCAAGUGAAUGUGAGAGUAAGUGCGAUCAACGUCAGCCGAGUGGCCAACCGGGGGCCAAACAGCGCGAACAGAGGCAGUAGUGGAAGCAACAAAAAUGUGAAUUUGCUACAAAGUGUGCAAUUGAAGCGCACCCAGCUGAAAAGAAGACAAAGAUAACAAGUAAAACGAAAAAGCCAGCCGCGCGCGGCACGAGGCAAUUUAUUUUUACUUUGAACGGUUUUUUUGUUGUUCAACCAACCACACCGCGCAUAUGGGUGAGUGAGCAAACGUUUGACCGAACAAAUCAGCAAGUGGCAAAAGGGAUGAAGUCGGCGCAGUGUACGGUCUUUUCGGGGGAGUGUGGAAGCGCGUGUGUGCCGAAAAAUUGCGUUCUUCGUUUGUCGUGCUCGCUCACCAAUCGCCACUUCCCUCGCGCUGUACGUCCGUCUGUCGAACGAAACGCGCGGACAAUGGAUCAUAGAACACUACACGAUUGACGUUCCGUAACCUUGAGAAGGUGCCUAAUGACUUACGCACGCUUACAUCGCAGCACAUACGGGGGUACGCUAAUGCUAGUCAUCCAAAAAAUCGCGGGCCUUUUGCGGUUGUUAUCCAACAGCGCUUCUGAUUCAUCCGGCUGCCGUUGACGUCGGUACCUGCUGCUAGUAGCAGCAGCAGUACUGCAAACACCAUAAAAAAAGAGAAGAGGUAAACAAAAAAAAGUGUACCCAACCACUCCCUCUCUGCGUUAGAGGAGCAAGCAAAGUGGAAUCGUAGCUGUGAAUAAUUUGUAAGGUUUAUUAGCGUGAUAAAAGCAAUACUUUAAGUAAAACUGGAAAGGAGUUCAAAACUUUACAAAAAAAAACUAAUAUAUUUCUAACCUACUGGUAGUAGCAAGCUUUUAGACACGUAUCAGCCUAGGAAGUCAACACGAACAAUCAUGUGAUUAGCUCUUAAAAUUUUCGUUUAAGAUCGUCUCAAUCCAUUUUUCGUUCAUCCAACAAAAUUGAUCCUCAUUUUUUUUUGUUAUACAAAAAAAUACUUUGUCCCUAGGAGCCAACCUGUAAAUAUAUAAUUUUAUAUUUUUUCCACGAAAAAAAGCAACCAAUAAGCGCGACAUUAAUCACAAAUGUCUUCCAUUAGCCAGGAAAGGAGAUUGAUUUUUUAUUGCAGUGUGGUAGGAGAGUCCCAAUAUGUCAUAGUCGCGAAUCAAUCAUGAUGUAGGGAAAAACAGCCGUUUCCAUAAUUUCGUCAUCCUAUUUUAUUUUUUUUCUAGUAUUUCGAUUUAGAUGUACGCUUCUAGCUUGUAAGAUUAGAUCAUAGACGAGGAAAAAACAAUAGGCAUUAUUAUUUAUAGAAGACACUACAACAAAAAUACCCAAGAUUGAAGCAAUUUUAAUUUGAUUAGGAAAAAAAAUCCUACAGCAAUCGAAAAUACAUGCUUAGAUUUAUAGAAAUUUUUAUCUUAUGAUAGUGAGGAUACUAAGAAAGCUAUUUUAAAGAACAUCAGAGAAAGUAAUAGAAAGCAAAA